AUGAGCAAUCGUGCUGGCCCUUCCGAUGUCAACGAGGCCCAAGAAGACGACGAAUCCGACAAUAAGGAAACCAGAGAUGUUCGAGCUGCCCUUCAAAUGGCGGUCUUGCAGAUUAUCAUAAAGGAAGAUCGGAUUCAUCGAACACGGACGACACCAGGGGCUAUUCGAGCUUUGAGUGAACUAGUUUAUCAGUAUGUCACAAAUCGACUGGCUCCAGAUCUCUACCAGUUCUCUGAUCAUGCCAGUCGAAAGUCAACCAUUGCCGUGGACGACGUUGCUCUUGUAUUGCGCAAAGUGCCUCACUUGCAAGAGCAAUUGAUGGGGAAUUUGAACAUUAAAAAGGCACCCACAAAUGAAUCCAACAAAUCCAACCAAAGCAAUCGGCGGUCUAGUUCGGCGUCUGCUAGAAGCAGGCAAGAAACCGCAAAGUCUACGGCAAACCAGAAUACUCGUCGGCCUAUAACAACGAACCUCUUGUCUUCCUCUUCCUCCUCAAAUGACGAUGAUAGUUCUAUUGAUAUCGCGAAGAACAAGGAAAAAAAUCGUCCAAUAGCAGUACCUCGAGCUAGAUCAGCGUCAACAUCGCCAACCGUGGAACAACGCAAACCGACACCACUAAAGACAGCACUGAGUCUCAAAAAGGCUCCGCCUACAUACUCGCAAAACAAGAGGCGACUGGACCAGCUGCUCAAUGAUUCCUCUUCCUCGGAAGACGAACUGCCCGACUUUAUGAAACCAAUAACAAAGAAGAAAUCGCCAGCAAAAGAUUUAGGUUCCCCACUCUUGCCAUCACCAAAACGUGCGGCCUCUCCUCCCAAGCGUUCACAUCAAUCCCAAGUCAUGGAAAUUCUCAACCAAUACAGUUCCGACUCGGCAUUGUCCAAUGACUCGGAAAUGGCAGCAGCAAUAGCAACAAAAGCAACACCAGCAGCAAGCAAGAAACCCAAUUAUGAUAGUGACGACGACUCGGACGAUGAUAUUCUUGCCCAUCCUUCCAAGAAACGAACGCAAAAAGUGGUAGAUGGUAGUAGUAGUAGUAGUAGUAGUAGUCAAGAAGACGACGAUAAUCCAGGACUCCCCAAUACUAAAAAUGAUGACGACGACUCUUUCUGA
This is a messenger RNA of Cylindrotheca closterium, 1113 nucleotides long. The record is from the annotation of a GenBank genome assembly. NCBI's taxonomy places the organism in Eukaryota, Bacillariophyta, Bacillariophyceae, Bacillariales, Bacillariaceae.